Messenger RNA from Belonocnema kinseyi, 3055 nucleotides. RefSeq names its product zinc finger CCCH domain-containing protein 11A-like. Bases 102 to 1301 code for a protein of 399 amino acids. The transcript is spliced from 6 exons. The record is from RefSeq and is a predicted model, not a curated record. Gene Ontology annotation, molecular function: metal ion binding. Lineage: Eukaryota; Metazoa; Arthropoda; Insecta; Hymenoptera; Cynipidae.
AUCAAAACAAACCCGAAUCCUCUUUUCCUUCAGUAAUACUCCUUUCGAUUUGAAAGCCAGUCGGAAGAACAGGAACCUCAAAUCUGUAACUGUCCGUAACCAUGUUUCAUACCAUGAAAUGCAAGGAACACGAUCACUCAUCGUUCUUCAAGUUCCUACAAAUGGAGCAAAACCACAAGAACACGGACUGCUACUUUUUCUACUACUCAAAGUGUUCCAAGGGCGACACGUGUGCGUUCAGACAUGAACCGUCAGCCUUGGGAUGUGAGACAGUCUGUUCCUACUGGCAGCAGGGUAAUUGUCUCAACGAGCAUUGCAAUUUCCGGCAUAUGGAGCUGAAGAAAAAUCGUAAAUCCAUCGCCUGCUACUGGGAAACUCAGCCCAGUGGAUGCAUGAAGCCUCACUGCCCGUUCCUUCACAGGAAUGAGCGUCCUGGAAUUGAGAGCAGCACUCCCAUCAACCAGGGAAAGACUCCCGAAACCAUUUCGGCCAAGCCCACUAACCAGGAAUGGUCCAACCGUCAAGAAGAUUCAAAGUUCGACGGUAGCAGCACCGAGUCGGAUCAAGGCCGAGGCAGCAGCGAAGCCGGGAGUUUUAUUGGCAGUCCAGUUGUAGACCCUCUGAUUGUUAACUUCGAAGAAGAAUCCGAUAGUGAAGAUGCUGCUUCGCCAGUUAAGCGGAGUCACAACUUGUCUUUUACAGCCGACGAGCAAGAAAGACUCAAUGCAAUUCAGACUGAGGUUGCUGCCUAUUAUGAGUACCAACCCGGCGACUACAAAGAACAACCUGCAGCUGGGAAGAUGACGACAAUUCCAACUGUUCGUCACCAGAGGAGCCGCGGUGGCGGCUCCAAGUACAAUUAUUGGAAGACCUCCUCGUCCGCGGAUCAGGACUUUAAGGUCUUGACCUUGGAGGAAAUCCGUAGGAGGAAACAGGCCGCAGAGACUUCCAAGAGUUUGGAAAUGAAUUUGGAAAGAAAUCAGAAUUCAGGAGAAGAUAGUUUAAAUGAUGCAAUAGAGACUCUAGAAGAAUUAGCAAUGGUGAAUAGAUCAAUGAAGAGUGAGAGUAAGAGAUGCAUCAGCGAAGUGGAGAAUGAGGAAGAAGGAGCAGCGAAGAUUCAGAAAGUUGAUAAAGUCGAAGGUAUUAAAAUUCCUCCGAUAAAAUUACGAAGGAUUUACAAAUCAGGCGGCUUUGAGCUGGAGAGGAGAAGUACGCCAGAAGUCUUCAAAAAUGUUCUUGCAGUUGAGGAAAGUGAGAUUUUAAAAGAUAUUGACGCCUUGUUGUCACCCAAUGCCCAUUGAACAAAGCUUUGUAUUCUCAUGUCUCAAAUCUGUGAUUUAUAUAAGAGGAACAGUUUCUUUUUUAUUAGUUUUUUUUAUCAAGUAUUUACUUGACUAUACUCUAUUCCCCGAGAGAAUAAAUUGCAGGUGGACCGACUUACGUUGACUUUGCGCCGAUAUGGAAGACUUUCUUGAAGAAAGUUGAUUUGAAAGUUCUGAAUCUGCAGGUUUUUCUCUCGGGGAAUAGAGCAUAGUUUACUAUACUCUAUUCCUCGAUGGAGAAACCAGGCGAACUAACUUGCGUCCACUUGGCGCAGCUAUGGAAGCCUUUUUUUUUUAAGAAGCUUGACUCGCGCGCUUCUCGAACGUCAUAAAAAAUUGAGUGCCUGCUUCUAUAGUGGUUAUUUUCGUCCAGACAACUCCUUCGGGAGUUCUUUUUUCGAGGAAUAGAGUAUAGUUUUACUAUACUCUAUUCUUUCGGGGAAUAGAGAAUAGUUUUACUAUACUCUUUUCUUUAACGGAAUAAAGUAUAGUUUUACUAUACUCUAUUAUUUUGGGGAAUGGAGUAUAAUUUACUAUACUCUAUUCUUUGAGGGAAUAGAACAGAGUUUUACUUUACUCGUUUCUUUCGUGGAAUAGGGUAUAGUUUUAUUGUCCACUAUUCUUUCAAAGAAUAGAGUAUAAUUUACUGUACUCUAUUCUCCCGGAGAAUAGAGGAUAAUUUAUUAUACUCUAUUCUUUCGGGGAUGGAGUACAAUUUACUUUACGUGUUUCUUUCGUAGAAUAGAGUAUAGUUUUAUUAUUCUCUAUUCUCUCGAUGAAUAGAGUAUAAUUUAUUAUACUAUAUUCUCUCGGGAAAUAGAGUAUAAUUUACUUUCGUGGAUUAUUGUAUAAUUCGCUAUACUCUAUUCUUCCAGGGAAUAGAGAAUAGUUUUACUUUAUUCUUUUCUCUCUAGGAAUAGCGAAUAGCUUCACUAUACUCUGUUAUUUUAGGAAAUAGAGUAUAAUUUACUGCACUAUUAUUUUAGAGAAUAGAGAAUAGUUUUACUAUAGUCUUUUUCUUUCAUGGGAUAGAGUAUAGUUUUACUAUACUCAAUUUUGUUGGGGAAUAGAGUGUAGUUUUACUAUGCUCAAUUUUGUUGGGGAAUAAAGUAUAAUUGGCUAUGACUUAUUCUCGGAGAAUAGAGUAUAGUUUACUCUACUCUAAUCAUUAAAUGAAUAACCAACCGGGGAAUAGAGUAUAUUGUUAGAACUAGAAAUUGCAAUUUCUAUGGACUUGAAUACUAAAAACCAUUCCCAAGUGAAUUACAUUUUGUAAAUUUGUAAAUAGGAGGGAUUAGUUUUUAAUUCCUGAGAUUAAUUGAACCAAGCUUUUGGUUCAGCAUCUGAAAGAAGUACAAAAAAAGUGUUUUGACGUAUUCUGUUCUGUUCAGGAAUUUAACAAUUUUAAAAGGUUUUCCUACAAGAAGUUUCUUGUAAUGAACAUUUAUCGAAACUUAUUUGUCAGUUGUAAUUUUUUCAUAAAGUCCAACAAGCAAGUUUAAAAAAAAUGGAUUUUAUUUUUAUUUUCACUCAGUCCCAAUAUAGAAUUAAGCUUGUAAAUAUUGUACAUUUUGUAAAUAGGAUAAAUCUUGCUUUCAGUUAAAAAUAACAAUCAUUCUGAAAUAUUUUUCCAAUUAAUAAACGCACCUGAUACAUUGUGAAUCGACAUUAUUAUAGGAACAACCACUGUACAACAUAAUAAUUCAAAUAAAUUACGAUUGUUAUAUUUACGA